Chaetomium fimeti is the source of this 1003-nucleotide messenger RNA. RefSeq lists its product as uncharacterized. The coding region runs from base 137 to 937 and encodes 266 amino acids. The record is from RefSeq and is a predicted model, not a curated record. The transcript has 2 exons. Lineage: Eukaryota; Fungi; Ascomycota; Sordariomycetes; Sordariales; Chaetomiaceae.
GGUUAAUGGCGGUUCUUAGGAUGAUACUGUGUACAUCAACCAUCAAGGUCCGUAAAAGUGGAGGACACCAGACCCAAAUCCAGCCUGAGCUACAUCCAAGCCGAUAGUUGACGCACGAUUUGGAGAAACAUUCACGAUGGGGCAGUUCUUCGAAGUAAUCCCCGAGUAUCUCAUGAAAUGGAUCCUCGAACAGAAAAUGUUCUGGGUAGCCACCUCCCCGCUCUCGGCAUCCGGACACGUCAAUGUGUCACCCAAGGGCGGCCUCUACUUCGGUUUGCUGGAUGAGAAGACCUUCUGGUACAUGGACCUCAGUGGCAGUGGCAAUGAGACCAUUUCGCACCUCUACGAACCAGACAACGGCCGCAUCACCGUCUUGUUCAACUCGUUCGAGGGCCCGCCUCGCAUCGUUCGUCUCUUUGGUCACGGGUCGGUGCUCGAGCGGGGAGGCGUGCACGAGGCGGGAGACCAAGCUUUUGACGACUUUGUCAAGAAGCACGACCUGCAGGUCCUCCCGAGCUCCAGGUCUAUCAUCAUCGUCAACGUGCACCAGGUCGCGAGCUCGUGCGGCUACUCGGUGCCAUGUUACGAAUUCAGAAAAUUCCGUAGCACCCUCAACGAAUCCUUCGCGAGGAAAGAAGAGAAGUUUGAGCAGGGCAAGUCGGAAGAGAGCAGGGAAAGGUACUGGGCGUUCAAGAACGCAUAUAGCGUGGACGGUCUCCCGGGGAUGAAAGUCGGCUGCAAGACCGGAAAGCAGGAGGGCAUCGCCCCGAUCGAAAAGAUGGUUGGCCCACUGGCACCGCAGGGAUACCGCAACGCCCGGGCAUUCGGCAUCUGGCAUCUCAUUCUUGUAGCGGUUCUGUCGGCUAUCUGUACUGCCCUAUUCCUGCCCCUGUUGCCGGCUACGCUCCAGGGAGCACUCCACAGCUCUGCGUCGUAGGCUCGCGAGUAUGUACAUACUCCCAAAGCCAGCGUUAUCCAGAAAACACAUUGCAUUCAACUGCCU